Molecule: messenger RNA, 1974 nt
Organism: Belonocnema kinseyi
Lineage: Eukaryota; Metazoa; Arthropoda; Insecta; Hymenoptera; Cynipidae
Exons: 5
Coding region: 1-1974 (657 amino acids)
Biological process (GO): DNA integration
Molecular function (GO): nucleic acid binding
Source: RefSeq, a predicted model, not a curated record
AUGUUGGUACAUGCUCGAGACUGCAAUUAUCAAAGAAUUUUAUGGUGCUCACCUGAUAACAAUGUGGUGGCCUAUCGACUUUUGACUCUCACUUAUGGCACUGCCUGUGCUCCUUAUUUGCCCAAUAAGGUAAUUAAGCAAUUAACUCAUGAUGAAUGCAAAUUAUCAGAAGAUUGUCCUUCUAGAAAGCAUGAAAGGGCUAUAGAGUUUCCGUUAGCUGAAGAUGCUCAGCUGAAAGUUUUGGGGUUAUUUUGGGAUCCUGAAUCUGACUCGUUUCAUUUUAAGGUAACUCCUCCUUCAGUGGAGACUUCAACUAAGUGGAUCGUUCUUUCUUUCAUAGCUAAAUUAUAUGAUACGAUGGGUUGGUUAAAUCCAGUAAUGUUAGUGGCUAAGUUAUUGAUGCAGGAGCUUUGGCUACGGAAGCUUGAUUGGGUAGAGAAGUUGCCUAACGACCUUCAGAUUCACUGGUCUGAUUAUCACAAUAUUUUGGAGAAACUAGAAUCUUUGAAAGUUCCUAGAUUCCCUCAUGCCAAAUGGCGAUAUAUCUCUACCAAGGACAAUCCAGCGGACUAUGCUACGAGGGGACUCUCGCCGGAAAAGAUUAUGAGUUAUCCUUUAUGGUGGCAGGGCCCACCGUGUUUAAAAUUGCACUCAACAAAAUGGCCAGAUCAUCGCUUCAAUUCUCCGAAACCAUCUGACUUAGAACCACGAGUUCAAGAGUGCCAUCACGUAUUGAGUGAAAUCAAAAGUCCAUUCGAUUUAAUGUUCCAAUUUUCCUCCUGGAGUAAGUUGCUCCGAGUAACUGCUUAUUGCAAGAGGUUUGUUGAUGCGUUUGCUUUCAAACACUCUAAAUGCCCAAAGUCUAAACCUCAAAGUUUGACUCCUUCGCUCAGAGAACGGUUACAGCAUGCUCCUAUCAGCUUUGACGAGAAGCAUCCCAUAAUUUUACCACAGCAUCACCUGAGUAAAAUGUUAGCCGUACGUGCUCACAUUAGAUCUCUACACGGUGGUCUACAAUUGACCUUGAAUACGCUUAGGCAGAGUUUCUGGAUCUUAAGAGCGUGUCCUCUAGUCAAAGGCUUAAUCAAGGAUUGCUUCGAAUGUGCGCGAGAAAGAGCAACUCUUUCCCAGCAACUAAUGGAGAACUUACCUCAUUUUAGAGUAACUCCUAAUCGCCCCUUCACGCAUACAGGUGCAGAUUAUACAGGCCCUUUUCAUGUACGCUUUACUCAUGGACGUGAUAACAAAAGUUAUAAAACUUACGUAGCACAUUUUGUUUCAUGCUGUGCGCGUGCCGUACAUUUAGAGCUCGUGUCUAACUGUACGUCUGCUACCUUUCUUGCCGCCUUCCAGCGAGUCUCUUCUAGGCGAGGAAGACCUGCUCACUUGUAUAGUGACAAUGGCACAACAUUUCACGGUGCUGAUAAAGAAUUAAGAAGUUUCAUUUUGAAACUUAGGCUUGAUAGUAAUUUGCAUAAUGAAUUCGCUAGCGAAGGUACCUCUUGGCAUUUCAUACCUCCAUCUGCACCUCACUUCGGAGGUUUAUGGAAAGCUAAUUUUAAAAGUUUCAAACAACAUCUAAAGCGAAUUGUUGGCGCUCACACUCUAACUUACAAAGAGUUUUCUACUCUCCAAACGCGAAUUGGAAUGUACCUAAAUUUUCGCCCUAUUGUUCCACUUUCCAAUGAUCCAGAAGACUUCGCUUAUCUCACACCCGGACAUUUUUUAAUUGGGGCUCCUUUGACCAGUAUUCCCGAACCAUCCAAACGCUACAAGUGGUUCAAUAAAACUCUAAACCUCAUGAUCGGUGAUAUUGUUCUUAUCAAACAUGAUUCGCUACCACCAUGUCAUUGGUUUUUGGGUAGAAUUACUGAAUGUUACAAGGAAAAGGACGAUUUAAUACGAUCAGUUAGAGUAAAACUGCACGUUCUGAAUAUGAUCGACCGAUUACUCAUAUCGGCCUCUUACCUGUAA